Molecule: messenger RNA, 6681 nt
Organism: Pocillopora meandrina
Lineage: Eukaryota; Metazoa; Cnidaria; Anthozoa; Scleractinia; Pocilloporidae
Source: the annotation of a GenBank genome assembly
AUGGCGCCAGUGUUUUACCGAUUAAUGAUGAUCGUCAUCCUCGCCUUUUUAACUGAUCAAUGUCGUGGUAGGAACCCAUUUUGGUUCAGACCCACUCCAAAGCGUGAUCAACAGUAUUAUCAGUGUAAGUAUAGAGGCACUUAGGUCAAUUGUUUUUAUUGCUAGGUCUCCGAACGUUAUUGUCAAAGUAGGAAAUUAUAAUUUCAUGAAUGCUGGUAUUUCAGUGCUACGUUUUACACCCUCAAGGAAUUCUUCGGUUAACACCACUAGGAGAACGAGGGAGACGAGAAGAAAAGAGGAACUCCUUGUUUUCUUUGGUGUUUAAAGACCACUAUAGAUAAUGGGGGUGGUACGAUUUCGUCAUUGCAUCAGGAUAAAAAAAACGUAUUCUUUAUAGCGAAAUAAAACCUCUUGCCCAACCGAUUCACCUUUUUCGCUAGAAAAAUACUGGUUCAAGUGCUCUCAGAGUCUUAAACGAGUGCAUAAUCAUACUCUUGGUAAAACUCAAAGAUCCAUAAGAGUUCAAUGUGUUUGAUGGGCGAAAGGUUAAGUUGAUUAGGAUUUUGAUAUAAGUACACGUAAGUAACACGUUAACGCGUUUCCAUUGUGUGCCAGUGUCAGUGUCAGCUCCUUAUGGAGAGCAAGCAGAGCACGUUUUUGAUUUAUUUAUGUAUUUGGUUACUCAUAUAUUUUUUUUAAAGCAUUUCAACACGUGCCGACUGAAAAUGAGACCGCAACGAAAUUGGUCACCAAUUUCUUUCGCAUACCCCUAUCGUACUUGUCUCAGAUUGGACGGAGCAAGAGGCAGGUCACACAGGAAGAUAUCGUGGUGAUUCUGGAUCGUUCAGGUUCGAUUGGGGACUGUAACUACGAAAAAGCAAAGCAAGCCUUGAAGACCAUGCUUGACAUUGCGUCAGAAAUAGGAUAUGACAACAGAUAUGCAGCAGUGACAUUUGCAAGCCAUGCCACGACCGAUUUUACUUUUGUUGCUAAUCCGGACGCAGGAAUUAAGAUAAAGAACCUUCCCUAUAUCCGUGGGGCAACCAACACUCAGGCUGCAUUACAAGAAGCAAAAAGGGUUUUUGAAGAUCCUUCUUCAGGUAUGUGCAAAUUCAUUUUCGAUCGAAAGCUUUUAUUUUAAGCAGAGAGCGUCAACAGUUACAACAGCAUUUCUCUAGAACAAUCUGCAAUCUACGGCUCCACUGGUAAUGAUCUAAAGUUCUGUUAGUCAUUAAGUUAUAAAACUAUAACCAAAACCAAGCCAGCCUCGAUUUUGUGCAUAGACGGUAUAAGUCUUUCUCUGAUAGAUGAAUAAAGGGGGGUAGGUUUCUAAAGAAACUGUGGUGCUGCGUCGGUGGGAGAGUAUAUCAGGGUAGCUUAGUAAUAUCAACUGAGUUGGUAAUGUAAAUUGGCCACCGUAAAGAGUUUCAAAGCUGACGUUUCGAGCGUUAGCCCUUCAUCAGAUUUCACUCUGACGAGGGAUGAACGCUCGAAACGGCAGCUUUGAAACUCUUUACGGUGGCCAAUUUAUAUUAUCAACUCAGUUGAUAAUACUAAAUUACCCUGUUUCUCUGAUAGAAGUUGCGAUGUGAUCGAUCAUAAGUUCUGCCGCUACAAUUUAACUAUUGGCUACAUGCUUAAGGGACACAUUGAAAAUAUUGUGUGCUUUCCACAAUAACUCUAAGUCAAAGUCAGUUACAAUGAUCUUUGAUAAACCAGCUUAAUACUUUACAUCUUAACAUUAGUUUUCAUAUAAUCUUUUGCUGUUCUCUUAAUGCUUUCAAUGCCGAGUGCUGAUAAGGAGAAUUUGUUUGACAAUCUGGAGCUUCUUAAAUUGGCGAUCACUUCCUUUAUUAUCUUAACCUUUACAUUUGAUUUAAGGGUGGUACUCAAAAAAGAAAUUAGAAUUUACUCAGCCUUUGGGGUUAAAUGACUAUGAUUUUUAGUGAAAAAACCUUUGAAAUACGUUCACUGUAAAACCUACUUACUGUAUUCAUUUGUCCUUUUUCAAAGGGAAACGUCCGGGUAUUAAAAAGAUUGCUUUCCUUAUCACCGAUGGGCAAUCAAACGUUGAUCCCUGGAAGACCAUACCAAAUGCUAACUUACUGAGAGCUAGUGGUGUGGAGAUUUUUGUCGUUGCUGUUGGAGAUUACAAAACAGGAAUCAGUGAAAUCGUGGAAAUAGCUUCGCCAGACCGUAAAUACCACGUGUUCCGCGUCGCUGACAUGAAUGGCUUCCUGGAUGUUACAAAUUUGGCUUUUAAGUUAGUUGCUCCCAAGAAAUAUGCAGCUCUAACUCCUCAUAAGCAACUUUGUUAAAACGAUAUAUAUCAAACUUGCCUUCUAUUCUAAGUCGUAGUUUGAAAGGAACAGUAAUUCAAGAUAACUUAUUUUAGCAAUUAAGUAAUUAGUUUAUUAUUUCCCCUAAGUUUGAAUAUCACAUUGUAAUGGAUCCAAGGUCAAGUAGGAAUCGUAGGAAACGUUUUCAACCUUUAAAAUAGAGGAUUUUGUGAGUUCGUUUUGUUUAAUAUUGAUUGAAAGAAGAGCUCUAUUGCUUUCAUAGUAAGUUUGCUUAACAAGGGAAUGUAAUAAACGAAGGCGCUAAUUCAUGGCUUGGAUUAAUGUUGUCAUUAAUGUUAUUACGUCAAGUUUUGUGGUCACUUUUUGUUAGACGUUCAAAAAGGUGGGAAUGGAGAAUUUGGGCAGAAAGGUGGGAGAAUACUGCUGAGGACUGCGUCUGCAGGAUUUAUGGGUAGACGAAGAAAUUAAAAAACAACUUCAUGACCGGAAAAAAAGUUGAAUAUUAUCGUUUUCUAGAUGGCGUUUACUUAGCAUAAAGUUGUAUUAAAUCUCCCGCUCUACGAACUGUCAGACACUUUUCGGUCGAUGGUAAAUUGCCAUCUCACGAUUUUAUGAAGCAGUAAGUUUGCAUAAAUUGAGUUAUUGACUAAAUCGAUUCAUGAAGACUGGCAUGACACUGUGGAGAGGCGCAAAGUAAAACUUUUAAAGAAUUCCCGCAUGAUCUAAGGUUUUUUAGUCAACAACCGUGCAACUUUGUGGAACAAUUGAACUGUGCAACCUGAAGCACUUGACGAACGACUGAGUUUCAUCCUAAAAUAUUGCAAUUGUUGAUCUAAGAGAGCAAAUGGGCCAGGGCAAGAGACAAUGAAUAUCGUGCUUUGGACCACCAUUUCGCUGAUGACGGAACUCCUCGAUGUUUUUCAAGGUCUACCAAGCAGCGUUUCUGGGCGGGGUUACUUUUGGGGCAGCUUGACAUCUUGCUUGAUGAGAAUGUCAACGAUCAGGAGAAUUAAACCAAGUCACAGAGCUCUACGACAAAUGUGCUAAAUAGUCUCCGGUGUUACAAAAGGUAACAUCAUGUGAUGUUGUUUUCUUCGGGGGAAGUUGUAAGAAUAUGCCUCGAUUAUUUUCAUUCUGAUCAAAUACUUACAAGCAAAAAGGAAAGUUAAAAAAUAUUCUGAUUUUAAUACUAUGGAAAAAGACCAACGAUGUUUUGUAUAACAGCAGUUAACCGUAAUUUCAACAAGAUAGUCAGGCCUAAGGUCUCCAAACAAGGCAUUCUUUUUCAUGACAAAGUCAUUUAAAGAAGGGAAUUGCAGUAGUGAAACGAACGUGUCAGCUUUGAUAACAAUAAGCUUUGUUAAAAUGACCGCGCAUGGCCAUUUUGGUCAGUGGUGGAAACAGCUUCAAAAUGCACACGGGAUUUUGUAAAAUUUUUGAUUAACAUGAAGCGGUAAAUUUUUAAAAACCAUCGGAAAUUCUUUUGAUGCAAAUACUAACGGUGGGGCGGACGGUGAAGGUGAUACUUGCCUUCUAAAGCAAAAGCUGUUAUUAUGUACAGCACGUUGCAUCGAUGAACAUUAUAUAUGGCCGAAUACGUAGCCGAGCAGCUGAGGCAGCUCAUGCUCACAUUGUACCUCUAGGCACAACCUCUAAAGAUUUUAAUUAUUUUCCGUUAAAUUUAUUGUUAUUUAUUUAUUCUUGUUCUGCAAUUGAUUAAUUGGCAGCUGUUUCAGCUGAGAAGGAGAAAACUUGACACAAUUGAAGAACACAUAGUGUGACUGAGCUAUUUUUUUCACCACUAAGUGUUGCACGUAGCUGUUCCUCGAUUGAGUUUUCGUGCAGAUGUAUCCCGAAAUUGUCCUUAAUUCAAAUAUGUUAUUAAUAUCUACAUCAUACGCAGAAUAUUACGUGAGCGCAUACUUAUACGUACGCCUACUCAAUUUGAUAAUAUCUCAACGCUUGAAGAUGACGUUUGCAUACACGCUCUACAACUUUUGCAUCUUGUCAGACUCACUUGAACCAUUUUCUCUAAACCACCUGAAAGUAUCACCAAGAAUAUUACCAUAUGCUUAUAUUCAUUACAUUGAUUUAAUUGCUUUGAAGUGCGUCAUCCGACGUUUUGAUUCAUUGAUUAAGCUUCAUCACCACCACAAAAGUGUAGUCUUCAAACUUGUUCUCAUAAAUGCUGGAAGGUGUAACAAAGCAGGUUUCAGUUGAAGGCAAGAUAACUAAAUUACCUCAAUAAAUUUCUAUGUGCCUGUCGGCGAUUUGUACUGAAACGUUUUUGCAGAACAAGGAAACAUGAUUGAGUAUCUAAUCAAUGCGCUGAAAAGGAAAUGUAUCGUAUGCAUUUGUUGCAAAUUAGAACAUUACACUAGUAUACGGAGAGGCAAUUAAAACCUCUUUUAAUCGUCACAAGGUUGACCAAACGUAAAAUAAUAAAGACUGGUGAUUGAGUUAGUCAUGAAACACAGAGCUCUCACUUUUUAUUAAAAUUUUGCAUAUUCUGAAUACAAAUAAAUGAUAACGCCACAGUAGCUAGCACGCAGCACGUCAAAUGGCUGGGUUUCACGAUGCAGCUUAAACAGAUAAGAACAGCCGGCAAAUAUGGGUGGUCAUUUUAUUACUAGAAAUGCGAACACCCAUGAUUUGCAUGUUGGCAGUGGUGUCGGAAGAUGUAAGGUUCUUUCAUUUACCAAAUAAAAUGGGUUUUAGUGGGAUAAAAUGCUUAUCAUUAAUGACACAAAUUACCUAGACUAAGAAGUGAAGAAGGAACUCUCGAUUGGCAAAGUGCGUCCACGGUUUAGCCAAAUAACUUCAGUCACCCUAAACACACAGUAGUAAUGCAAGAGGCCUUUUUCGGCUACAGGGUCAGCUUUUACUUUUACUAGGUCACCCUGGUUUGCAUUAAGUCAGUUUCUCUAAACAAAUGAUAUAAUAUUGUCAUUAAUUUCAUGAACCCUAUUUGGAUUGGAAUUAAACCCCAAAACAGACCUAUUUUGCCUUGAGGUAUAGAAGAUCAUUGCGUACUCUUUUUUUAAAAUGCUAGCUAGUCGCUUCGAAGGUAGAACAACUUAAUCGGUGACACGGAUGUAAAUGGAGGAAGCCGACUCAAGUGGAACCAAGUGGCAUCUGUCACGGAAUCAAUGCGUCUUUCAUUCCUGCGCGUGUCUACGUUAGCUCGUUUUUAACGUGAUCAAAGUAUUGCAAUAAACCUGGUUUUAUUUCUCAGAAGUAAAGCUAUGCUAACAGUUUUGAUGUACAAAGGGCUGAAAAGGAAACAGAACUACAGCAGCGUAUAAGGAAGAGCAAAGUUUCAAUGGGAAGGCUCGGCCGUAGGAGGUCUAAAAAGCAGGCGUCGAACUGAUAAGCUUCGACGAUCCGCUUUGGAAGUCGAAGACCUACAUUUUUGCAGAAAGCAAUACUAUACUACUAAUAAGUUAUGGAUAAGAAGAAACACAUCACCUAACCGAUCUAUCUUACGGCGAAUAUCAAACUAAAAUAAGGCCGAACACCUUUUCUCAAUCGGCACCACAAAUACGUGAGGGAACAAAAACAAAAGACAAAGACUAUCUUUGUUCAAAGUUUUCUAACCGGCAACUAACUGUCACAAUGUUAUUGCGCUAAAACGUGCAGCUGUGGCCACUGGUACCUAUAGCAAGAUUAAAUGAUAUUUCUCUUGAUUAGUAAUAUCGAUCAGUCUAUGAAUUUCGAGGGCUGUUUGUCUUCAGACAUCAAAUCUAAGCUUGAACAAUAUUUUGAUCUCAAUAAAAGACACAUUGAUGAGAUAAUUAUAGGUUUCAAUACACUUCAUGAUUAUUCACAAUGUUCGAAACUUCCCUAUGGCUAAAGGUCAGAAUAGUAAAAAGAAACGAGAAAAAUAAUUUGUUGUGUGACUGUGUGUUCUUCAAAGGUAUAUCACGUAGGGAAGAUUUUUGAACCAUUCAAGAAGUUUGAACAUUGCCGAGUGUGUUUUUUUGGCUUAAUCUUUGUGGCCAGUGUUCGAGCCUCGAACGUGAAAUUUUGUGUCAGAGAUCUGGAUCUGGGUUCUCUGCCCAGAUCUCCGCUUGGAAAACAAGGGAAAAAUACAGCUAAGUAACUUUAUACGUGCGAUCAAAGAGAGAACCUGCCAUCCUUGCCAGCUGAAGCAAUCCAAAUUUGGAAUCAAAUUGUUGAGCUGUACUAAAGGUAAACAGUAACAAGGAAGUUAAUUCCUCUCAGCGUGGACCUCAGGUAUGCGGCGGUCACUUUCUCGAACUCAGCCACUGUGAAUUUCAAUUUUUUGCCGGACUAUUUUGCAGCCGUUGAGAUGAAUAGAAUCACUCGCCCAGGAGGGGGAACUAACACUUAUGCUGCACUGGUAAAGGCCACGGAAUAA